This is a messenger RNA of Pelodiscus sinensis (Chinese soft-shelled turtle), 1946 nucleotides long. NCBI's taxonomy places the organism in Eukaryota, Metazoa, Chordata, Testudines, Trionychidae. The record is from RefSeq and is a predicted model, not a curated record.
UGGUCGCCCUCCGCUGGCCCCUCUCCAAUGCGCCCACGUCCUGUCUGGAGUGGGGGGCCAGAAUGGGAUGCCCCAUUCCAGCCGUGGCCUCCCCAGGGCCGGUCCCACCUAGGCCUUCCUGCCCUAGAUCCGUAUGAAUCGCAGGGAGGCAAUACCCCUCGGGGGGUCUCUUCCCACUAGCCCGCACUGUCCCGUCACGACUAGCCGCCCGGGUGGUGGAAUUCCGGGCUCGGGCGAGGCUGUGGGUUCAAGGCCCCCAUGGGGAGGGGUCUCAGGCAGGCACGCUGGAUGGCGCAAGAGAUAAAGCUCCAAAUUUUGCCAGCUGGCUCGAUUUGCUGGUGUUUACCCAGAGCGGUGAUGCAAAGACGGGUGUUAUCAGCCAGGCCCUGGCCGGAGGGCGGCUAUAUAGACAGGGCCGUGUCAGCUUUCCCGGCCCCGCACGCGAAGGGAGGCUGAGGAGAGAGGCCGGCUCCGGGAUGGAUUUCAGCGCGACCCUCAGCCUCCUCCUGGCCCUGUGUCUCAUGGCCUGGCUCCUCCUCGCCCCGUGGAGGAAGAAAACCCAGGGCCACCUGCCCCCCGGGCCCACCCCCCUCCCGUUCCUGGGGAACAUGCUGCAGGUGGAGGUCAAAGAGCUGAUCAAGUCCCUGCAGAAGCUCAGCGAGACCUACGGGCCCAUCUACACCUUCCACCUGGGCUCCCGGCCCUGCGUGGUGCUCGCUGGCUACCAGGUGCUGAAGGAAGCCCUGAUCGAGAAGGCCGAGGAGUUCAGUGGCCGGGGGGAUUUCCCUGCCGUGCAGAUGUGGAGUAACGGAAACGGCAUCGUCUACGGCACCGGGGAGCGGUGGCGGGAGCCUCCAGCGCAAAACCGGAGGGCCCCCCUCGGCGUGGGGUUAAGAGCAGCCCCCCAACUCUGCCCCCCAGGCAAACCCUUCGACCCCACCUUCUUCCUGAGCUGCGCCGGCUCCAACAUCAUCUGCACCCUGGUCUUCGGGGAGCGCUUCGAGUACACCGACCGCAAGUUCCUCACCCUGCUCAACCUGAUCAACAGCAACUGGAAGCUCAUGAGUUCCACCUGGGGGCAGUUGCUCUUCGUGUUCCCCAAGAUCAUGCGCCACGUCCCGGGGCCCCACCGGCAGAUCUACCAGAACUACCUGAAACUGGCGGCUUUCGUCGGCGAGCAGCUAAAGACGCACCAAGAGACCUUGGACCCCAACAACCUGCGGGAUUUCAUCGACUGCUUCCUCCUCAAAAUCCAGCAGGAAAAGAACAACCCCGCCACCCACUUUAAUGAGGAGACCAUGUCUAAAACCACCGUGAACCUCUUCUUUGCUGGGACGGAGACCGUCAGCUCUACCUUGCGCUACGGACUUCUCAUCCUACUCCGGCAUCCCGAGAUAGAAGAGAAGCUGCACGAGGAGAUCGACCGGGUGAUCGGGCCCCACCGCAGCCCCUGCAUGGAGGACCGCAGCCGGAUGCCCUACACCGACGCCGUCAUCCACGAGAUCCAGCGCUUCGCGGACAUCGUGCCCAUGGGUGUGCCCCACACCGUCACCCGGGACAUCCAGUUCCGCGGCUACACCCUGCCCAAGGGCAUAAACAUCAUCCCGCUGCUGUGCACGGCCCAGGCUGACCCCAGCCAGUUCAAGCACCCCGGCCGCUUCGACCCCACCCACUUCCUGGACCAGGACGGUCGCUUCCGCAGAAACGACGCCUUCAUGGCCUUCUCGGCAGGUAGCGCCACUGGGGGAGGGCUGGGCCGGGAAGUGGGGUCUGGUGGUUACAGGGGGUAUGGGAGCCAGGAUUCCUGGGUCUGGGGAGGAGAACGGGGUCUAGUGCACUUCACCCUGCGGGCCCUGGUGGCCCCCGCUGAGAUCGACAUCUCGCCUGAGUCCAGCGGGCUGGGCAGCAUCCCCCGGCCCUACCAGCUCCGCCUCCUGGCCCGCUGA